Papaver somniferum (opium poppy) is the source of this 696-nucleotide messenger RNA. RefSeq names its product histone H2A.1-like. The record is from RefSeq and is a predicted model, not a curated record. Bases 55 to 492 code for a protein of 145 amino acids. The transcript has 2 exons. Gene Ontology annotation, cellular component: nucleosome. NCBI's taxonomy places the organism in Eukaryota, Viridiplantae, Streptophyta, Magnoliopsida, Ranunculales, Papaveraceae. Gene Ontology annotation, molecular function: structural constituent of chromatin; protein heterodimerization activity; DNA binding.
UCUCUAGACCCUUGGUUUAUUUUUCAGUGUUCAGAAGCUUUUCUCUGUUAAACAAUGGAAGGAGGAAAGGUUGGAAAGGGAGGAAGGAAAGGUGGUGAUAGAAAGAAAGCAGUAACAAAAUCAGUCAAAGCUGGAUUACAAUUCCCAGUUGGUAGAAUCACUCGUUUCUUGAAGAAAGGUCGUUAUGCUCAACGUGUUGGUUCCGGUGCUCCUGUUUAUCUCGCCGCCGUUCUUGAAUAUCUAGCUGCCGAGGUUUUGGAAUUGGCUGGAAAUGCUGCUAGGGAUAACAAGAAAUCAAGGAUUAUACCAAGGCAUGUACUUUUAGCAGUAAGGAACGACGAAGAAUUAGGAAAGUUACUCGCCGGUGUUACUAUUGCUAGCGGUGGAGUUCUCCCAAAUAUCAACUCUGUUUUGUUACCAAAGAAGGGUCUUGAGAAGGAAUCUACACCUAAAUCUCCUGCUGGAAAAUCUCCAAGGAAAGCUGCUGCCUAAAUGAUAAAUCUAGUUUGCUUUUAACUUGGUCGAGUACAGUCUAUUUAUGUAAUGAAAUCUAGGGACUCAGGGAUCAUUUUUACUGUUUGAAUGAUCUGCUUUUUGGUGGUUAGUUUUUAUGAUUUGAAAUCAGUUUCGGGUUUCAGUGUUCAUAGCGUUUACUAGAAUAUAGCUAAUCAAUGGAAAUCGCCCUUUUAAUCUCUA